This is a messenger RNA of Cavenderia fasciculata, 150 nucleotides long. RefSeq lists its product as uncharacterized. The record is from RefSeq and is a predicted model, not a curated record. NCBI's taxonomy places the organism in Eukaryota, Evosea, Eumycetozoa, Acytosteliales, Cavenderiaceae. The coding region runs from base 1 to 150 and encodes 49 amino acids. The transcript has 2 exons.
AUGUACGAAGACGAUAAACCAACAGCAAUAGUAAUUGACAAUGGUUCUGGAAUGGUGAAAGCUGGUUUUGGUGGGGAUGAUGCCCCUCGAGCUGUAUUUCCAUCAAUAGUUGGACGUCCAAGAGAGAAAGUACCAACCAAUCAAUUCUAA